AUGGCAAACCCAAACCCUCUUCAGCUUUCUGUUCUCAAUCAAAUAAAGUUGCAUCUUUUUGGUGAACUUUCUCCUCUUCCACUUGCUCCCUCCUCCAAUCUCAUCCAAAACAACUUCUCUUUUUUAUGCGAGGAACCAUACCCUACUUCCUCUCAAUCAAGCUCCCUCGCCACCCAAAACGAUUUUUCUUCGGAUUUCUUCGACUUUUCAACUACUUCCACAGAAAACCAGUUCCCCAUCUUCGAAUUCGAUUCCAAACCCCAAGUAAUUGACCUCCAAACCCCCAAACCCCACGCUCAAACAUCGAACUCGGAGUUCACGUUUCCGACCACACAGGACGGUAAGAAACCUCAAUCCAAUCGAAAACCGUCGCUGCAAAUCUCUCUCCCAAAAAAGACGGAGUGGAUCCAGUUCGGAGAAAGUGAGGUGGCCGAAACGGUGGCGCAGAAGGCGGCGGAAGAGAAGAAGCACUACAGAGGAGUUCGACAGAGACCGUGGGGGAAGUUCGCGGCGGAGAUCCGCGACCCGAACAAGCGCGGCUCCAGAGUGUGGCUCGGGACGUUCGAGACGGCUCUGGAAGCUGCCAAAGCCUACGACAGAGCCGCAUUCAGGCUUCGCGGCUCCAAAGCCAUCCUCAACUUCCCCCUCGAAGCCGGCGCCGAUAACCGGAAACGCCAAAGGGAAGAGGAAGAGCCGGUGCUGGAAGUAGUUAAGAGGGAGAAGGUGGAAGAAUCCGACGUUACCCGCAUUAGGGAUACUCCAUUAACGCCGUCUAGCUGGGUUGGCUUCUGGGGUUCUGAUGCAAACGAAAUCUUCACCGUUCCGCCUCUGUCGCCGUUAUCUCCUCAUCCGGCGCUGGGUUAUCCACAGCUUAUGGUUGUGUGA
Messenger RNA from Sphenostylis stenocarpa, 885 nucleotides. The record is from the annotation of a GenBank genome assembly. Lineage: Eukaryota; Viridiplantae; Streptophyta; Magnoliopsida; Fabales; Fabaceae.